Messenger RNA from Salvelinus namaycush (lake trout), 3057 nucleotides. Its product is annotated as nuclear distribution protein nudE homolog 1-like. Gene Ontology annotation, molecular function: microtubule binding. The coding region runs from base 167 to 1195 and encodes 342 amino acids. NCBI's taxonomy places the organism in Eukaryota, Metazoa, Chordata, Actinopteri, Salmoniformes, Salmonidae. The transcript is spliced from 9 exons. Gene Ontology annotation, biological process: cell migration; centrosome localization; mitotic centrosome separation. The record is from RefSeq and is a predicted model, not a curated record. Gene Ontology annotation, cellular component: kinetochore; centrosome; kinesin complex.
AAUCCACCAAUGGCGUGUUGUUAACGCGGAGGAUGUAUUCGUUUGGAUUUGGGUAGAAGGGCAGUUUAUUUCCUGAUAGCUUUUUGCUAUCUAUGUUAUUGAUCUACUGUUAGCUAGAUGUUUUACUAGGUUUUGUGAAACCAUAGAGUCAGCUGUAACGUUAGACAUGGGGGAGCCCAAGACGCCCAAAUUUGGGUCCAUAGAAGAAGAGCUGAGUUUCUGGAAGGAGCAGUCAGACAAACACCAGCAAAGGGCUGAGGAGGCACAGGAGGAGUUGCAGGAGUUCCAGCAAAUGAGUAGGGACUAUGAGGCGGAGCUGGAGACUGAGCUGAAGCAGUGUGAAACACGGAACAGAGAACUACUGUCCAACAACAACCGGCUACGCAUGGAACUGGAGAACAUCCAGGAGAAGUACGAGGCGCAGCACUCUGAAGCGUUUAGGCAGAUCUCAUUGUUGGAGGGAGACCUGGAAGAGACCACAGCGGUCAAGGACCAACUCCAGAAGUACAUCAGAGAGCUGGAGCAGUCCAACGACGACCUGGAGAGGGCCAAGAGGGCGACCAUCAUGUCCCUGGAGGACUUUGAGCAGAGGAUGAACCACGUGAUCGAGAGGAAUGCCUUCCUGGAGAGUGAGCUGGACGAAAAGGAAAACCUUCUGGAGUCUGUCCAGAGACUAAAGGAUGAGGCCAGAGAUUUACGACAGGAGCUAGCUGUACAGCAGGUCCAGGAGCGACGCCCCCCCAGUAGCCUCUCUAAAGAGAAAGACAGGACCGAAUCAUCAUCACGCUCCACCAUACCGACCACCCUCUCCAAACCACUUGGUACAUUCCCAGCAACCCCAGCCUCAAGCAUUCGUCGAGGGGAUAACCUAACAGGAACUCCCCUGACUACGUCGGCUCGCAUAUCUGCACUCAACAUCGUCGGGGAGCUCCUAAGAAAAGUCGGGAACCUGGAGUCCAAGUUGGCGUCUUGUCGAGACUUCGUAUACGACACGUCGCCGAAAAGAUCGGCUCUUCCGUCGUGUCCCGGUACCCCCUCUGCUAUAGAGGGAGGCACAGAGAUCCAGGCCUGCAGCAUGAGCCCUCCACACUACGACAGUUUGGUGAAGAGGUUAGAGUUUGGACCUGCGCCUCCUCGGGGGGUCUCCUCCCAUGGCUCCCAGUCACCAUCGGGGGGAGUCAAGAUCCUGCUAUGAAACGAGGGCCUCCCCUGCCCCCCUCCACCUUCACACCCCUGCACCAGACUGUACUACCCAUCAGUAGGGCUUUAAACUGUGUCCCACUCUCACUACACUACCAGCUGAACAUCCUCCCCCCUCAGUCAAACUCUGAACCAGGAAGCUGCUCCAUCUAUCAACUUAUUUGCUGCAUGGACUCUGAGAAGAACUGCCGCGUCACGAUGCUACAGUUUUAUUUUAUUAAUGAAUAAUAGAAGUGAGGAUUCCUUGACCCCGCUGCAUGUCCUCCUGCUGAUCCCUUAACAGGACUUGGGUUCAGAGGUCACUAUGCCACUAACACCCCCCCCCCCCCCCCCCCCCAUACCCGGUCCUUCUUGUACCCAAGUUCUCUGAUUGGACUCCAUCUUGGAUUCUUGGUGUGCCAGCUGUAGCAGAAGAGUGAAGUUGGUCGAUAAUUGGUGAUGUUAGCAUUGCUGCCUUUUUUCAAUAUAUCACCACCACAUGUAAGUUUUGCCUAGUCAUGAUUCCUUUCUGUAUGUCUAACUCUCUGAUAUGUCCGUUCGUAGCUAAGCCGCAUAUGUGCUUAGAGGCUAUACGUGUAAAGUGUCGGAGAUGGUAAGUUAGGCUAGCUUUACCUUUUGGAGAAUGUGUAUUAUUCCUUCGUGCUGUGUUGUCAUCUGCUGUAAAAGCUAAGGAUGGUCUGAAGUUUUAUGGGUACUACUACUUUACAGGUCAAUGUUUCAGUUAAAAGCAAUGGUUUAUUAAUGUACAAAUAUACAUUAUUUUAAAGGUCUUCUACCUGGUAACUUGAAAAAGUAUUAUCUGUGAGAAAUGCACAGACUAGCUAGCCUAUACCCUGUCAUGCAUUUGCAGAAUGUUUUAUAAGGUAGGCAAGAUAUAGGAACAGAGAAAGUACAUUGAGUUACCUUCUGAGAAUCUCAAAUUUAGUCUAGGUCUUUGGCAAAGACAUUUCUUUCUGUUACUAAAGUUGCCAUUCAGUGUUGAAGUUUUAUUUUUUUCCCUCUAUUUGUUUGAUGGUUUGUAUAUGUUUGUUUUUUUACGAGUUGGAGGGUUAGGGGGCACCACUGCACUGCUGAAUGUAUAGAAUCUAUACUAUAGAAUCUAUAUUGCAGAUGUUUCUAAUAGGAAGUGGCCUAAAGACAGCUUGAGCAGGUCAGUCGACCCAUAAUUCCUGUCAAAAGACUGAUCUUAUAUCAGAUCAGGGAGCUAUCAAAGAUGACAAAAUAGCAAUAAUAGAUUUGCCAGACUAGAGUUCGAUUUUACAGAAUAGGGUUUCGAGAUAAAGCACAGUUCAUACUAUAUUUCCAAAACCAUUAUGGAUGAUGCCUUGGUUACACUGUUAAUGCUGGACGUAUGAAUUCAUUACGUACUGUUUAAAAGAGAAUGUUUCAGCCUUUGUCUUUCCAAUGAGGAGCAAUAGUCCGAUAUCAAGGACAUAUGACUGUAGGGCAUGUUACUACUCAACAGAUGGAACGUUUGUACUUAUUAAACAAUGUUUAUAUUGGUUCCGUCCAUGUGCUUUAUCCAAUUCCCCUGUCAUGUUUCUGAUAAAGGAGUUGGUUAGAACACAGAUUUGAGACCAGGAUAAUAUGUCUACAAAACAACUCUGUUACAGCUGCUGUUCUUGUGUAAGUACUCUGCUGUUGUGUAAGGACCAGGAAGUACUGUUUGUAGAGCUUCUUUUACAACUGUACAUGUAACCAACCGUUGGCAACCGUUUGUGGGUGUGUUACUAACAUACUAACUUCUGUUUGGAUUUACAUUAAUGUAUGCACCUGAGGUGCUCUACCUUUUUGACCUGUUGGUUUGCGAUCCUUUUUGUAUCAAAAUGAACAGAUAAAAUGAACAUUCUAAACAUG